AUGGCGCAGUACACUCCGCCGGAGUGGAGCGCCUCGGGCCGCAACGAGUUCGGCAUCUACCUGGAGGUGAUCAAGGGCGGUGUGGUGGUGGACACGCUGCCACUGCCGCGCACCGAUGGGCGGAGCUACGUCGUGGCCGGGCGCAUGAAGACCGUGUGCGACCUGCCCCUGGCGCAUCCGUCCAUCUCGCGGGUGCACGCGGCGCUGCAGUUCGACGACAAGGGCGCCCUCUUCCUCUUCGACGCGCGUAGCACGCACGGAUGCUUCGUGAACAAGAAGCGCGUGGUGGCCGAGCAGUUCGUGCGGCUGCACAUUGGGGACGUGCUGGUGUUUGGCGAGUCCACGAGGCUGUACGCGGUGUGCGGACCCCCGGAGCUGCUGCCGGCCGAGUACGAGUCGCUAAAUCUGGCCAAGUUCAGGGAGAAGCUGGACAGGAAGCGGCAGAUUCUGGAGAAGAAGAAGCAGGAGGACCGAGGCGCGUCCUGGGGGUUCGGAGAAGACGCACAGGAGGAGGAGGGGGACGACGAGAGCGACGAAGAGGACGCGGCCAAGGGCAAAGAGGAGCUGCCGGACUACCUCCGCAAUUUGAAGGAGGAGGAGGACCAGCCCUACAAGUCGAGUGUGAGUCAGUCGCAGGUGAACGAGAAGGACCAGCGCCUGUACCAGCAGCUGCAGACGCGGAUCCGCAAGAUGGAGAACCUGAAGCUGGAGCGCUCGAGGAUUCUGGCCAAGCAGAACCAGCUCGACGGGCUGUCGGAAGGCCAGCAGCGCACGCUGGAUCGGAACGAGCAGCGCAUUGAUGCGCUGAUGAAGGAGAUCGACGACCUGGAAGGCAGAAUUCACGCCAAGAACGACCAACGGUCCAAGACGGGCGGGACAUCUACUACUGCGAGGAAGAAGCGCAAUAUCAACGAGGAACUUUACGGCUACAGCAGUGACGAAGACGAUUUCUACGACCGGACUAAGGCUAAUCAGCAGAAGAUUGCCGCGCGGAAGCAGAGGAAGAGCGAGGUGCUGACCGCCGACUCAAUUCAGGCCAAUGAAGCGGAUUCGUUGGACUUUUUCAUGGUCGCAACAACCACGCAGCUGCAUGCGAGCGAGGUUGACACGCUCACGAAGCUUAAGGCAGAGGUGGAGGCGGAGCUCAAGCGUCAGCGCCAAUUGCUUGUCGUCGCAACCCCAGCGCUAGCUGCUUUGCCUGUUCAGAAGCCGGCGGCGAUGGCCAAGUCGGCGCCAGAACCUGCUGCGACCCCUUCCUCGCCAUCCAAACAAACCUCCGACCAAGCUCCGAUCGAGUCAUCAGCGCCAAAGCGACGACGAAUCGCUGGUCCAGCAAUGGGUCCUCCGAGAGAGACGAAGCCUAGUACUACAAGUGCCGACGAUGCGAGUGUGUUGGAAGGAGGCGAUCAGGUGUGGGUGCCGCCGGCAAACCAAACAGGCGAUGGCCGUACAAAGCUCAACGACAAGUUCGGGUACUGA
Messenger RNA from Phytophthora sojae, 1479 nucleotides. RefSeq lists its product as hypothetical. Lineage: Eukaryota; Oomycota; Peronosporomycetes; Peronosporales; Peronosporaceae. The coding region runs from base 1 to 1479 and encodes 492 amino acids. The transcript has 5 exons. Gene Ontology annotation, molecular function: protein binding; mRNA binding. The record is from RefSeq and is a predicted model, not a curated record.